CGCCCGUGUCUCCACAGGAUCAGGCGCACAUGUUGGGUGUGUUGUGUUGAGGAUUGCAGCGAUAUUACAGCAUUUAGCAAACCUCUGAGCACUGUCACGUUGCUGUUUGCUCUCUAACCACCACAGAUACAAUGCGAUAAGCUUCACAGUCAAUGAGAAGUCAUUAAAAAAUCGGUUUCAUUGUAGAAAAACACUUGCGGCGAGGAGGCUGACACGUUUCCAAAAGCGUGGCAGGAAACAUCUACUGUUCCCCGGACUGAAGGCUUUGCGGCUCACUGCGCCACCAUGAGUUCGAAGGUGUGCAGGAACUGCGGCAGCACGGACAUCGACGUGGACCAGGCCCGCGGAGAUGCCGUCUGCAUGACCUGCGGCUCCGUGCUGGAGGACAACAUCAUCGUCUCCGAGGUGGAGUUCGUGGAGACGGGGGGCGGAGGCUCGUCGGCCGUCGGACAGUUUGUCUCCUCUGAGGGAGGAAAUAUCAACCCGAGUUUUGGAGAGAAUAACCACUACCAGGGCAUGGGCAGGGAGUCCAGAGCUCAGACGGUGCAGAGAGCGAGACACAGCAUCAACACUCUGGGUCACCAGCUGCAGAUGAACAAACACUGUCUGGACACGGCGCUCAACUUCUACAAGAUGGCGCUCACCAAACACCUGACCCGCGGCCGCAAGUCGGCCCACGUCAUCGCUGCGUGUCUCUACCUCGUCUGCCGCACAGAGGGAACGCCACACAUGUUGCUGGACCUCAGUGAUCUCCUGCAGGUGAACGUCUUCAUCUUGGGAAGAACGUUCCUCGCACUGUCAAGAGAGCUCUGCAUCAACGCCCCGGCUAUAGACCCGUGCCUGUACAUCCCUCGCUUCGCACAGCUGCUGGAGUUUGGGGAGAAGAACCACGACGUGUCCAUGACGGCGAUGAGGCUGGUGCAGAGGAUGAAGAGGGACUGGAUGCACACGGGACGAAGGCCGUCGGGACUCUGUGGAGCAGCUCUUCUUGUAGCCGCUCGUAUGCACGACUUUCGCCGCACCAUCAAAGAAAUCGUCGGCGUUGUAAAAGUGUGUGAAUCCACGCUAAGAAAACGACUGAUAGAGUUUGAGGACACGCCCACCAGUCAGCUGACCAUCGAGGAGUUCAUGAAGAUGGAUCUGGAGCAGGAGUGUGACCCGCCCUGCUUCACAGAGGGUCUGAUCAAGAAGAAAGUCAAAAAUCUGGAGAUCGAGCUGAGAAAGAAGAUGGAUGAAGUGGAAGAUGAGAUCAGUGGCUACCAAGAUGAAAUAGACGCAGAGCUCGAGUGCGCACGACCCAAACUGAGAGGAGUGUACGCUGCAUACGCUAAAGAAGUCGUUGUAAAUGAGGAACCCAACUCCACUCCUAAGACUGAAGAGUGUGAGGACACCGAAGAAGAGGACGUUCUUAAGGCCGUGGCCAAGCACUUUGGCAAAGACAUGGAAGAGCUCACACUGGAGGCUCUGCUGAAACUGGAGCAGAGGAAGCUGGGGCAGGAAGAGCAGAACGACCAGGAGCUUGAGGGGGACAUCCCAAAGAGAAAAGCCCCAUCGCUAGAGUCCAUCCUGGGCCCGAUGCCCACGGCCGCCACGCUCGGCCUCCCCGAGUCCAUCAGCAGCUGCAUCAAAGACGGGAAGGAGAACGAUGGCGAUGCUGAAAGCGGGGAACUGGACCUGAGUGGGAUAGAUGACACGGAGAUAGAGCUGUACCUGCUGAGUGACACUGAAAUUAAAGUGAAGACGGCGCUCUGGAUGGCGGACAACUCGGACUACCUCAAAGAGCAGAAAGAGAAGGAGGCAAAGAUAGCGAAGGAGAAGGCGCUGGGGAUCUACAAAGAAAGGAAGCCCAAAGGACCAAAGAGAAAGUACCCUCCGAUCUCAGCCAGCACCGCAGACGAGGCCAUCGGGAAGAUGCUGGAGCAGAAGAAGAUCUCCUCCAAGAUCAACUACGACGUCCUGAAGGACCUGAACAUCAAGCCCUGCCCCAGCCCCGCCCGCGUGCCCCUGACCCCGAAGAAGGAACCGUCCGCCACCAAACUCACCGGGCGAAACCGCAAUCCUGUGAGAGCUCCACUCAGCCUCAGCACGCCGCUCAGCACCCUGGGAAAAAGGUUGCAGCCUUUUAUCACCGGACAGCCCAACAAGAAGAUCGCUCUGGAGCAGAUCGGCAACUCCAACCCCCUGCCGGUGCCCGUGGGAAACCCCGCCGGCGGAAGAGCAGUGUUGGUGGAGAGCGGGCCGGUGGUGUACGAUGAUGCUGCCGCCGCUGCUGCUGCUGCUGAGGAGGAGGAGGAGGAUGAAGAGGAGGCGUGUGUCAGCGCCUUCGAUCUGCUGGGCAGCAACGAAUACGGCAGUGAUGGAGAUUAUGAUGAUUGAUGCAGGCGGAGGUCUUCCCUGGGUUUUACUCCACUGAACGUACAGACAAUUUAGGUGUAUCAGAUGUUUACUACAGGGACACAGAGUGGCUACAUCUACAGAGAGGAGCUGUGUGGCCGGGAGGAAUGAGAAUCAGGAGACAAUUGUACGUGUGCACAUAAAAUCAAAAGCUGGGGAAAAUCCCACUGCACAGUGCAUGGAUGCUGACGAAGAUGGUAAAGUAGAAAUUGAGGGAUACAAGUGUAUUCAUUAUUCUGGGUCGCAGGCUGCCUGUUAUGGUAGUUCUGCUAAAUCAAAUGGUGGAAAUAUUCCACGUUUGUUGAGUCGCAGGACAUUCAGGGUAAAGCUUGGAUACUGGAUUCCCUCAAAUUGUUGUUUCAACAAUGGCUAUUUAAAUGUAGUGAAGACAUACUUGACACUGCAUUAUAGUCAUUUAAACAAUAGUAAUGUACUGAAGACGUCUGAGACAACAUCACUAUAAACUGAAUUAAGCCUGGUAUUAAACUCGAUGUCUUUUGUCCCGCUAAAUAUCAGAACAGUGUGUGUAUGAGACUCAUUCAGGAUGAUUUCUGUAUCUGAACAACGGUGUGUCCUCGGGUUUAAAACUUUUCCACUUUGGUUGGUUGAGGUAAAAUGUAGCAAAAACUAAAUGUGGAAAUGAUAAAAACAUGUUAUCCUCAAACUCGCACUUUGCAUUCAUAACACUUGAAUACUUCCUUAUUAACUUAUUCCGUCUCAACGCUAAUAACCUAUAUCGUCUUUCAGCAAUGAAUUAAAAACAUCUGAUCAGGUAGCAUGAGAUCAAUAUUAAUGCCUUAGCUAGUAUUACAAAGAUGUUGCCUUGAAACAAUUGAAGGUUAUGUGCCAAUCUUUGCUGAGUGUUAUCAAAUCCCAAAAUAAUGACAUUUAAAUGUCAGAUCAAGUUAGUUUUUUGGAAUUUCAUGGUUUGGUUAUUUUUAAAGUUGGAAGUAAUUUCAUUUUGGGCUUUCCUUAAUUGUUUUUGGAAUAUAUUGAAUUGUCUAUGAUAAAUUACGAGAUUGUGUCAUUUGAUUUAUGUUAAAUAUUGUUCACAAUUUCCUGCCAUAGAAGCGUUUAGAGCCAGGCUGUUAAUGCUUUCUCUGCUAUAUUAUAUUUUCCAAAUAAGUGAGGGAUCCCAAUAAGAGAAUAGAUCUAUUUUUCAUUUUAGAUUUUAAGAUUUUUCUGUUGGAAAAUGAUAGUUGAUAGGUGAUAUAGACCGUGGCCUUUUCACUUUGUCCACACAACAGUAUUUACAGUAAUGAGGUGUCUCCGUUACCUCGACUGCCUCUGUGUUGCUGCUACAAAUCAUUGUGUUACAUCUGCUGCUAUAGUAAAGAAUUCACUACAUUGAAAGAAA
Messenger RNA from Gymnodraco acuticeps, 3751 nucleotides. It is a transcript of the gene brf1a, whose product is annotated as BRF1 RNA polymerase III transcription initiation factor subunit a. Gene Ontology annotation, molecular function: RNA polymerase III general transcription initiation factor activity; TBP-class protein binding; RNA polymerase III type 3 promoter sequence-specific DNA binding. Gene Ontology annotation, biological process: transcription preinitiation complex assembly; transcription by RNA polymerase III; DNA-templated transcription initiation. Lineage: Eukaryota; Metazoa; Chordata; Actinopteri; Perciformes; Bathydraconidae. Gene Ontology annotation, cellular component: transcription preinitiation complex; nucleus; transcription factor TFIIIB complex. The record is from RefSeq and is a predicted model, not a curated record. The coding region runs from base 286 to 2376 and encodes 696 amino acids. The transcript has 19 exons.